UCUAAAAUCCAGCCUCCCCUACAACUCUCUCUCUGUCUCUCUCUCUCCCUACUCUCUUUCCUGUAUAGGAUGGAGUUUGGUAGGCUAAGGAGUUAUCUUCUGCUGUUUCUGUGCCUCGCUGGUCCCUGCAACUCUGAAAUACCUCCAAAAUACACAUUCUUGAAGAAUGCAACCGUAGCUCCACUCAUCUCCUACUACGACUACAUAAUCAUCGGCGGCGGAACAGCCGGGUGUCCCCUGGCGGCUACCCUCGCGGAAAACUUCAACGUCCUCCUCCUCGAACGCGGCGGAUCACCUUACGGAAACAACAACAUAACUAACAAAUUUUCCUUCGUCGACACUCUCGCCGACCUCUCUCUGACAUCGGCGUCGCAGCGAUUCGUGUCCGAGGACGGCGUUAUAAACGCCCGAGCACGUGUGCUCGGCGGCGGCAGCUGCCUGAACGUCGGGUUUUAUACUCGAGCCAGCCUGGACUAUGUUCGUCGUGCCGGGUGGGAAGACAGGCGGCUCGUUAAUGAGUCUUAUGGGUGGGGCGAGCGGCUGGGUGCGUUGGGGAUGUUGCAGUGGCAGUCGGCGGUGAGGGACGGUCUACUGGAGGCUGGCGUCACGCCGUACAAUGGAUUCACCUUUGACCACAUCUACGGGACGAAGGUCGGGGGAACAAUCUUCGAUCGAGACGGGCACCGGCACACGGCGGCGGACCUGCUGUCGUACGCGAACCCAUCACGGCUAACGGUUCUUCUACGAGCGACGGCGUCGAAGAUACUGUGGAAUUUGAAGGGGAGGAAUAAGGCGGCGGCAAGGGGCGUGUUGUAUAGGGAUGAGAUUGGGAGGUGGAAGAGGGCGUACGUGAAGAGAGGGGGUGAGAUUGUAGUGUCUGCGGGGGCGAUUGGGAGUCCGCAGUUGCUGAUGCUAAGCGGCGUGGGGCCCAAAGAAGAGUUGGAGAAGUUGGGGAUAAAGGUGGUGGUGGAUCAGCCGAUGGUGGGGAAGGGGAUGUCCGAUAAUCCCAUGAAUGCUAUAUUUGUGCCGUCGCCGUCGCCAGUAGAGACGUCGCUGAUACAGGUGGUGGGGAUUACGAGGUUUGGGACUUAUGUCGAGGCCAUUAGCGGUCAGUUUUUGGCUAGUCUUGCUGGUGGUGGUGCGGUUCCGACGGCGGCGAGGAAUUUUGGAAUGUUUUCGCCUCAGACGGGGCAGCUCUCCACCGUUCCCCCAAAGCAGAGAACACCGGAAGCCAUUGAACGCGCCGUUAAGGCCAUGAACAGCCUGGAUGAAUCCGCCUUCCGUGGCGGCUUCAUCCUCGAAAAGGUCAUGGGACCGCUCUCCGCCGGCCACCUGGAGCUCAAAACCCUCAACCCCGACGACAACCCUUCCGUCACCUUCAACUACUUCAGCGACCUGCUCGACCUCCGGCGAUGCGUCGAUGGCCUCAAGAUCAUCGAGAAAGUCAUAGAGUCCAAAGCCUUUGCCAAAUUCAGGUACCCAUUCAUCACCGUAGGGGCUCUGCUUAACAUGACGGCGAGCUUUCCGGCGAACCUGGUCCCGAAGCACGACAACGACUCGGUGUCUUUGGAGCAGUACUGCAAGGAUACGUUGGUGACGAUGUGGCAUUACCAUGGAGGGUGCCAGGUGGGGAGAGUUGUUGGUGGGGAUUAUAGAGUCUUUGGGGUUGAUGGCCUCAGGGUUAUCGACGGCUCCACCUUCUAUGAAUCGCCGGGGACCAAUCCUCAGGCAACCCUCAUGAUGCUCGGAAGGUACAUGGGCGUUAAGAUCCUACAGGAGAGGCUACCAGCAAAACCGGGAGCCUAAUGUCAUAUGUGCAAUGGGAAGCUGGAACGUGCUUUUUAAGUUUCUGUUAUCAAACGUGUUAUUGAUCAGUCUGC
Messenger RNA from Phalaenopsis equestris, 1880 nucleotides. Its product is annotated as protein HOTHEAD-like. NCBI's taxonomy places the organism in Eukaryota, Viridiplantae, Streptophyta, Magnoliopsida, Asparagales, Orchidaceae. The record is from RefSeq and is a predicted model, not a curated record. Gene Ontology annotation, molecular function: oxidoreductase activity, acting on CH-OH group of donors; flavin adenine dinucleotide binding.